AUGAAGAAUUUUAAAAACUUUUUUGAAGAUCUUGGUAAAUCUCGUGAUAAGAAAGAUAACUCUGGUAGAAAUUCACCAGUCGUUGUAAAAAGUUCAAAGUCAAGCGAAUAUGAUAAGGAUAAAAAAACUGAUGAGAAAGACAGUAAAUCGACUACACCUGGUAGAGGAAAAUUAGAUACAAAAAAGAAAACAAUAUCUAUGAAAGAAAAUCCAAAAAUUGAAGAUAACAAAACUACUGACAGUACUCCGAAGACGAAUGACAAAAAAGGCAAUGAACAACAGUCAGUCAAAGAAAUAAUCAAUCAGUCUGCAGAUAAGAUAAAUCCAGUUGAGAUCAAUCUGAAAACACUAACUCCUUUAGAGACAUCCAUAGAAAAGCCAGCCAACUCCGUACGUUUACUAGAUAGAGUAAAACAAGCUGGAACAGACGUAAGUGAAGAGAAUACUCCAUCAUCUACUCUUAUCAAAAUUUCAACCUUACCAAUGCAACCAACAGAAUCAAACACAGAUCUCAAUCCACCGCCUCCUUCAAAAGAAACAACAAAACAGUCAACUGAAGUUAAAAGGCAAGAAACUGAUACGAAAAGAGUAGAAAUUGAAAGAGAACAACAGAAGAUAAAUGAAAUACAAUCUACACUUAGUCAACCUAUACAAGUUGAUACAAAACAAAAUUCAGAUACUGAACAAAAGAAGCCACAACCAUCACAAGAUAUUAAAACUCAAGGAGUAACAAAAAGUAGCAAAACAAUCACAUCUGACAACUUGAAACCUCUUCCUGAGAAACUACCUGAAACACAGGAUACAUCAAGCAGUUCAGUUGGUAAACAAACAGAAAUCUCAGUUAAAUCAUCUAAAAAUGAUCAGCAAAAACUUGUAGAUCCUGUUAUCAAAUCAACUGUCAGUGAUCACCAACCUACUCCAAAUAAUUUAAUCCCAUCUAAUAUACCUCAACGUGGUAUUGAGAUUAAAUUAGGACGAAGUGGUGGUAUCAUUACACGACCUACAGAUGUACAGCCUAAACCUAACCAACAUAACAUAAGUCAACAAUGGAAUUCGCCAAAUUUAACAAUCACUUCAGAUAAAGGAAUUAAUCGUUCUGUUAUUGAACAAACAAUUCAUCAAAAGUACAAUGAAAACCAAAGAAACAAUGAGAAAAUUUCAGACCCAUUCCAUCCAACAUUUUUCUCUGCAAUAGAUCUCAAGCAUUCUGGUUUUAGUGAUGCUGAAACAAUAGAAAAAUGUUGGAAUAAACUUGGAGUUCCCGAUGUUGAAAACCUACUAGUAUAUUUAGGAUUUUCAAAGCAUGGUAUGAUAAAUCUUGACCACCUAACAAAUGCUCUACAUGAAGCACUGGAGAUGAACACCUACGAUGAGCCAAGUGUAUUGGCGGGUAUUCGUUCAAUGAACAUGGAGUUACGUUUAACCGAUACAUUGAAAAGAGUUUAUGAAAAAGAAAUUGAAAACAUGGAUAAAAAUCUCACAGAUGAACGUGAAAUGAUUCUUCGUUAUCUUCAUCAACAUUUGAAUGAAAUACUUCAAAAAAUGGAGAUUUUAUUUGCUCAUAAAGAAGUUGAAAUGAAACAAAUUCAACAAAAAUUGGAUCAUUCAAUUCAGGUAUCGCAUGAACUUGAAUUAAAAAAUAAAGAAACUGAAUCCUUACUGCAAACAGAAGAUAAAUUUUUGAAUUUUAUAACGAACCUGAGUGACAUUAUGGAAGCAGAAAUUAAACAAUGUGAAAUGUGUAAAAAAGAUUUUGACCACAUCUUUGUAUAUAAUGAAAAAAUAAGGAGAACAGUGGAUGAAGUAAACAAUCGAACACAAAACGUUAGUCAUUUUAAGCGUCUAAGAGAUUCAAUUCAAAUUCUCAAGGAUUACAGUCAAUUACUUCAAAUCACUGUCAUUAAAUUCGCUGGUAUACAACGUCAUACGCAGUUUAUUAUCAAUCAAGAAAAAGAAAAACAUGAAAAACUAGGAAAAGCUUUCGAUGAUUACCAGAAAAACUUAGGUGAUUUACAAAUAACACUUGAAAACUUGUCAAGACAACAUCAAAAAGUGAUCAAUGAAAAUGAAAGUUUGCGGUAUGAAGUUCAAUUGAAAGAGGUGAAAAUCAAAAGUUUGGUGGAGAAUAAUGAUCAGUUAAAUGAAAAAUAUCAAGUUAUUUUACAGAAAAUCAAUCCUACAACUAGUGUUGCUGCUACUACUACUACUGCUACCAUUCCAACUAAAAAUAACAUGAAUAAUGAUGACCACAAAAUUGUGACCCAUAAUGGAAAUAGUAGAAACAAUAUCAUCACUGAUAGUAACACUACCAAAAGUCUCAACGGGAAAGGGCAGAGUAGAAGUGAGUAUCCUCAGUCAGAUUAUGGAAAGCGAAGUCCACAAGGGCCACCAGGGAACUCAACGUACACGAUACAUCCAGAGGAGAAUAUGAUAUCACCUUAUUUCAUGUCAAAAGAACAACUUGCUGUACAACAGUAUCAGAAUGAUCUAGAAGAAACAAUCAGAAAACAAGCGAAACAAAUUAGACAACUCAGAAGUAUGUCGUCUAAAUAUCGACUGACUGAUCAUAUUCGAACAGAUAUUAUGGCUACGAAAGACCAAAAUUAG
Messenger RNA from Heterobilharzia americana, 2607 nucleotides. NCBI's taxonomy places the organism in Eukaryota, Metazoa, Platyhelminthes, Trematoda, Strigeidida, Schistosomatidae. The record is from the annotation of a GenBank genome assembly.